This is a messenger RNA of Macrobrachium nipponense, 744 nucleotides long. Its product is annotated as cytosolic Fe-S cluster assembly factor narfl-like. The record is from RefSeq and is a predicted model, not a curated record. Lineage: Eukaryota; Metazoa; Arthropoda; Malacostraca; Decapoda; Palaemonidae. The coding region runs from base 119 to 523 and encodes 134 amino acids. Gene Ontology annotation, cellular component: cytosolic [4Fe-4S] assembly targeting complex. Gene Ontology annotation, biological process: iron-sulfur cluster assembly. The transcript is spliced from 6 exons.
GCAAUAACAACGCAAUCUGGAAACAUCGUAAUCGACGACGACUUAGUAAACAGCUGAUUUCAUCAUUGUCAUUCACUUCCCUCUUCUUCUUCUUCUUUCUCCUGGGAGGAAAUUGACAAUGGCUGGAUUCAGUGGCGUUUUAAAGCUGUCAGACCUCGACGAUUUCAUCUCCCCUUCCCAGGAUUGUGUCAAACCUGUAAAAGUAGAGGCAAAAACAGGGAGAGGAGUCAUCCAGAUAGAGGACGAUGCAUUAGAUUCAUUAUCGACGCCAAAAUAUGAAAAAGCCAAGAUAACACUGAGUGACUGCCUUGCAUGUAGUGGUUGCAUUACUUCAGCUGAAGUGAUUCUAGUCAGUCAACAGAGUCAUGAAGAAUUUUAUAGAGUUUUAGCUGAGAAUGAACACGAAUGCAAGAGAAAGGUCAUUGUUGUGUCACUGUCACCACAGGCAAUACUUUCUGUUGCUGCCAAGUUCUCACUCUCACCUGAUGAGUGUACUCAGAAACUUGCAGUUUCAGCUUGUUAGAGGCUUCGAAGGAAUUUAUAGAGCGCUAUAAGCGAAAAGACUUGGAUCCUAAAGCAUUCCCUAUGCUUGCAUCUGCUUGUCCAGGAUGGAUUUGUUAUGCAGAGAAAACUCAUGGUUCAUACAUACUCCCUUAUAUAAGCACUGUGAGAAGCCCACAGCAAGUGAUGGGAGCUCUCGUCAAGGAUCUUUGGGCAUCUCAAAAUGGCUUCAACCCUGACAAG